AUCAUAUAUGAUACGAAGAAGACGAGAUAGGCAUCACCAAAAUAGUAUUCAAUCUGUCUGGUUUUCUAUGGUUUCAAAGUUCCCUUCCCGCAUAUUUUAACUAACACAUAUCUCUCUUGCCAGCGCACCACUUAACCAAGUUAAACGAGUUGUUUUGGUCCCCCUCCCGUCUCCAUCACGCGCCACCAUCACCGUCUGAUCUUCACCACAAGUUAAACGCCAAAAAUGCUGCCCUACGCCACUCUCGAAGAAGCCGCCACUGCGCUGGGUCGGAACUUGACGUUUGCGGAGACAUUAUGGUUCAAUUACUCGGCUCAAAAAUCGGAUUACUUUCUCUACUGCCACAACAUUCUGUUUUUAUUCGUGAUCUUUUCAGUUGUGCCUCUUCCCAUGUUGGUCAUUGAGCUCCUGGGAUCUAGUAGUUUUGAUAAGUACAAGAUUCAGCCUAAAGUUAGGCUCUCUUUUCCGGAGAUGUUUGGGUGUUACAAGGAUGUUAUGCGCAUGUUCUUUCUUGUUGUUGGCCCGCUUCAACUUGUGUCUUAUCCCUCCAUCAAGCUGAUUGGGAUUAGAACUGGGCUGCCAUUGCCGUCGGGAUGGGAGAUUUUUGUGCAAUUGGCAGUGUACUUUAUGGUGGAGGAUUAUACAAAUUACUGGAUCCACAGAUUUCUCCAUGGGAAAUGGGGGUAUGAGAAAAUCCACCGUGUUCACCAUGAAUAUUCUGCUCCAAUUUCAUAUGCCGCGCCAUAUGCGCAUUGGGCUGAGGUUUUGAUCCUUGGGAUUCCAUCUUUUCUUGGUCCGGCAGUUGUUCCUGGCCACAUGAUUACUUUCUGGUUGUGGAUUGCUUUGCGGCAGAUUGAGGCCAUUGAGACUCAUAGUGGGUAUGACUUCCCCUGGACUCCUACAAAGUACAUUCCAUUUUAUGGUGGUGCAGAUUACCAUGACUAUCAUCAUUACGUGGGAGGACAAAGCCAGAGCAACUUUGCUUCUGUUUUCACCUAUUGUGAUUUCAUUUAUGGAACUGAUAAGGGUUAUCGCUAUCAAAAGAAGGUCCUUAGCAAGAUGAAAGAGGAAUUAAGAGGAGUUGGUAAGAAGAAUGGAGGCUUUUAUCAAGAUCUUAAAUCAGAGUAAUUUUCUGACUGCAGAAUCCUUGUCGAGAACAAUGCACUUGUGUCAUAUUUCUUACUGGUGACUGCUCCUGGAAAUCUCUGAUUUCAAGUAGAUAUUUCCUUGCCAUUUUGGUAAAAUAGACGUCUUUAACUUGGGGAUUGUGAUUUUAUGUAGCUUGAGGGGAGCUGAAGUCUUCAUUGUUAAUGUUUAGAAUUUGAACAUUAUGGUCUAAGUAAGGAUAUAUGAACUGGAAUUAUGGCUUGUCUUUAUAAUCUUGAUAUAAGUAAUUAGCUUAGUAUCAAAACGUAUGCCAUUUGAAUGUGAUGUUUCCGAUUAGAACUUUGGUUGUUCAUGUAAUAUGAACCAGAAGCUGUCGAAUGUAAAAUUCAAAGAUCAAAUAGUUUUGGGAUGCUUUCCA
Pistacia vera is the source of this 1525-nucleotide messenger RNA. Its product is annotated as methylsterol monooxygenase 1-1-like. The record is from RefSeq and is a predicted model, not a curated record. The transcript is spliced from 5 exons. Gene Ontology annotation, biological process: sterol biosynthetic process. The coding region runs from base 226 to 1128 and encodes 300 amino acids. Gene Ontology annotation, molecular function: C-4 methylsterol oxidase activity; iron ion binding. NCBI's taxonomy places the organism in Eukaryota, Viridiplantae, Streptophyta, Magnoliopsida, Sapindales, Anacardiaceae.